UGCUGUGAGGGGGAGUGUGUCUGAUUCUGAAGGGAGUGAGGAGGGAGGUAGAGAAAGUAAGGGAGGCUGCAGUGGUGUUUCUUGGUUACUGGGCUUGGCUAGAGCGAACAGGAAACCUAACAAAGAGGUCUGCUUGAGAAAAUCCACAAACCUGCCUGGUGUGGCGAUCAAGACCAUGGUCUGAGGCAUCUGUGUCUUCAUUUGAAUGCCUCUCACGAUGGCUAAGCGGGAAAGUGGCAGCACCAGUCCGGUGGUGCGUCAGAUAGACAAGCAGUUCUUGGUGUGCAGCAUCUGUCUGGAGCAUUACCACAACCCCAAAGUCCUGCCCUGCCUGCACACUUUCUGCGAGAGAUGCCUUCAGAAUUACAUCCCCCCUCAGUCCCUGACCCUCUCCUGCCCGGUGUGCAGACAGACCUCCAUCCUACCUGAAAAGGGUGUAGCAGCUCUGCAGAACAAUUUCUUCAUCACUAAUCUGAUGGAGGUGUUGCAGAGGGAGCAUGAUUGCACCCGUCCAGAGGCCUCCAGUGGGCUGGAAUCGGCUAGUGCUGCGACAUAUGCCCCGCCCCUCUCCUGUCCCAACCAUGAGGGCAAGGUCAUGGAGUUUUACUGCGAGUCUUGUGAAACGGCCAUGUGUUUGGAGUGCACGGAGGGAGAGCACAGAGAACAUGUGACUGUUCCACUAAGGGAUGUUCUGGAGCAACACAAAGCGGCACUGAAGAACCAGCUGGAUGCGAUUUGCAACAGAGUUCCCCAGCUGACUGCAGCUAUAGAGCUGGUAAAUGAGAUCUCCAGGCAGCUAACUGACAGGAAGAAUGAGUCAGUGACGGAGAUCAGCAAUACAUUUGAGGAGCUGGAGAAAGCACUGCACCAGCGCAAGACUGCUCUCAUCACCGAUCUGGAGAAUAUCUGCAGCGGCAAGCAAAAGGUUCUACAGGCCCAAUUGGCAGCAUUACUGCAAGGGAAGGAGAAUAUUCAGAGCAACUGUAGCUUCACAGAGCAGGCCCUGAACCAUGGCAGCCCCACUGAAGUGCUCCUGGUACAGAAGCAGAUGGGAGAGCGGAUGGGGGUUCUAGCCCGCCACGCCUUCCCUGAACAGCCUCACGAGAAUGGCCACCUGGACUGCCAGGUGGAGACGGAGGGUCUGCGGCGCUCUAUCCAGAACCUUGGGGUCCUGCUCACCACCAGCGCCGUGGGUCACACUAGUGUGGCUACUGGAGAGGGACUCAGACAUGCUGUUGUUGGGCAACAUGCCACUGUUACUGUGACCACAAAGGACAAAGACAGUGAGCUAGUUAAAACUGGAAAUGCUGCACUGAGGGCUCAGAUCACCGGUCCAGACGGAACUGUCACCGUAACUGAGAUAACAGACAAUAAGAAUGGCACGUAUGAGAUCGGCUACACGCUCCGCUCUGAGGGCGAGUUUUCUUUCUCUGUCCUGCUCUAUGGGCAACCUGUGAGGGGCAGCCCUUUCCGCCUGCGAGCCGUUAAACCCUGCGACGCCCCGCAGUCGCCCGAUGAUGUAAAGAGGCGUGUUAAGUCUCCCGGAGGAGGUGGAGGGGGUGGAGGACAUGUGCGGCAAAAGGCGGUACGCAGACCCUCAAGUAUGUACAGCACCACUAAGAAGAAGGAGAACACAAUAGAGGAUGAGCUCAUCUGCAGAGUGGGAACGAGAGGGCGUGAGCGGGGGGAAUUCUCCAAUCUGCAGGGCAUCUCUACCACCACCAAUGGACGAAUCGUGGUAGCUGACAGCAACAACCAGUGCAUACAGGUUUUCUCCAACGAUGGUCAAUUCAAGCUGAAGUUUGGGGUCAGGGGUCGUUCCCCUGGUCAGCUGCAGCGACCCACUGGUGUUGCAGUGGACAUGAAUGGUGACAUUAUUGUGGCUGACUAUGACAACAGAUGGCUCAGCAUUUUCUCCCCUGAUGGGAAGUUUAAGAAUAAAAUCGGGGCAGGCCGGCUGAUGGGUCCUAAAGGAGUAGCCGUGGACAAAAAUGGUCAUAUAAUUACAGCGGAUAACAAGGCCUGCUGCGUCUUCAUCUUCCAAUCCAACGGCAAAUUGGUGACUAAAUUUGGUGCGAAAGGAACCUCAGAGUUUGCAGAAAAAGGUACUCCAAAUACACCAACAGAGCCGAAGCAAAGUAAAUCUGCCCCUGCCUUCAGUCCCCAUUUUGUGGCUAUAAACAACAAGAAUGAAAUUGUUGUGACAGACUUCCACAAUCAUUCCGUUAAGGUUUACAAUGCUGAUGGGGAGUUCAUGUUUAAAUUUGGUUCGCAUGGAGAAGGGAAUGGGCAGUUCAAUGCCCCCACGGGAGUGGCUGUUGAUGGCAAUGGGAAUAUUAUUGUUGCAGACUGGGGUAACAGUAGGAUACAGGUGUUUGACAGUUCUGGCUCCUUUCUGUCAUACAUAAACACAACGGCAGAUCCUCUGUACGGUCCACAGGGUCUCGCUCUCACUUCUGAUGGCCAUGUGGCUGUGGCAGACUCUGGAAACCACUGUUUCAAAAUGUAUCGAUACCUGCAGUAA
This is a messenger RNA of Xyrauchen texanus (razorback sucker), 2524 nucleotides long. It is a transcript of the gene trim3a, whose product is annotated as tripartite motif containing 3a. NCBI's taxonomy places the organism in Eukaryota, Metazoa, Chordata, Actinopteri, Cypriniformes, Catostomidae. The record is from RefSeq and is a predicted model, not a curated record. Gene Ontology annotation, biological process: negative regulation of translation; protein polyubiquitination; proteasome-mediated ubiquitin-dependent protein catabolic process. The transcript has 14 exons. Gene Ontology annotation, molecular function: ubiquitin protein ligase activity; translation repressor activity; protein binding. Bases 206 to 2524 code for a protein of 772 amino acids.